CAAAAUAUUGUAUCACAUUCUAUUAUCAAUAAAAGCGAAUAUAGGUAACUAAUAGUAUUAGGUAUUCCUGCAAUAAAAAUGGCAAAAUCAAAGUGCAAAUCAGAAUCGGCUUCUUCCAAAAACCAAAAAACAUCACCACCAUCAACUUCAAAAUUAAAUCUAGUGUCCCUCUUAGUAGCCCUUCUGGCUAUGUUUGCAGCAAUAUCAUUAUUUGGGUUAAAGCAAUGCCCUUAUGGUUUACAAGACGAAAAACCUUCAUCGACCAACAAACAAUCUUCUGGUAAAACUCAAAAAAUCUUCUGGUAUUUCACCAACAACAACCAAUCGUACUAUUUGAAAGAAGUCUUUACGGUUUUAAAAAGAUUGGGAUACGAAAAUGGUACCAUUACCAGUGAUUGGGACUUGCUGUGGGCGUUUAAUUGGCCUUUUGAGGCUUUUAAAGAAGAAUUAAUGAAUCUGAAGCCCUACCAAAAGGUUAACCAUUUUCCAGGUACCGGAGUGAUAAACACCAAAGUGCUUUUAGCAACCAGUGGCUUAGAAUAUAUUCCUCCAGCUUUUAGAUUGCCAGAAGAUAAAGCAAAACUGCUCGAAUACUCCAAGAAAAAUCCUCAAUCAUCUUUCGUACUAAAAGAUAACUACCACAGGAAAAUUAAAGUAGCUAAAAUCGAUGAAAUUGAUUUUAAUCAAAGCCAAAAUUUCGUACAAGAAUUCAUCGACAAGCCUUUGUUGAUUGAUGGGUAUAAAUUCGAUAUAGGAUUGUAUACGAUCAUCACUUCUGUCGAUCCUUUGAGGAUAUAUGUGUAUAAUGGUGAUAUUAUGUUAAGAUUCUGUCCCGAAAAGUACCUUCCCUUCGAUUCAGAAAACUUGGACAAAUACGUCAUAGGCGACGACUAUUUUCCAGUUUGGAAAGUACCAGGAUUGGACUAUUACUACAACACGCUGGGAUUCAGUAAAAAGGAAACUCUUAAUGCAUAUUUGCAACGUCACGAAAUAGAUACUAGUAGCAUAUGGAGGCAAGCCGAAGAUGCUAUUGCUAAAUACGUGUUGGCAAAAGAGGCUGACAUUAUCCAAGCUUUGAAGAGGUACCCAUCGAAAAGAAACUUCUUCGAAAUGGUGAGGUUCGAUUUUAUCAUAGACGAACAAAUAAAAGUCCACAUGCUCGAAUCUAACAUGAGUCCAAAUCUUUCGGCCGAAAAACAUGCCGCCAACAAGCUUCUGUACCACCAGGUUUUGUAUAAUUUAUUCGGACUGGUGGGCGUGGCAGAUAGCCUUAACAGGGCGUCCUUAGCUCCAAGGUCAAAUUCCGAGACAGAAAUGAUAGUAGCCGAGAAAAAUUUGGUAACUUUUCCGAAUAUCUGCAAUAGUCCCAAGUGUAAGUCUAGCUGCGCUUUUAUUGACUGCCAACUAUGUAAAAACUGCUUAACAGACGAAAUCAGAGAAUUUCUACAAGAGGCUGCUAGAGAGCACAAUCACAGAGGUGAUUGCAAAAGGAUAUAUCCACCACCAAUGGUUCAGAUUUCUUCGGAUAUGAUACAUCAAACCCAAAAAGAAGCUCUGCAAGAGACCAAUAUUGGCAAACUGUCUCCACACAAUCAGCUCCAAUACAGAUGGUUCCAAGGAAAAUGCAAUAUGGACAAGAGCUGGUGUUAAAUAAAUACAUUCAAUGGAAGCAUAAUAAUGAAUGCUGUACAAAAAAAACAGUUACGAGUAAUAUCCGUGAUAAUUACGUACAGCUCUGAAUUAAAUUCAAACCGAUACUUAAAAAAAUAAGAAUACAGUCAGAUUUUAGAAAGAAAUAUUUUAAAAUAAAAAAAGAAUCUGAUCAACAGUCGUUUAUUAAUAAACUUACGAUAAACUAUUUUUCUUUUUCAUUAUUUAUGAAAUAUAAAAAUAGUAAAAAUUUCGGUUAACUUCAUAAUUAUAGUACAUAUUUAAAUAUUUUACAGAUCUAAAUUUUUCAAUUAUACACAGAUUUCAGCUACCUGAUAUACAAAAUAAGGUUAAAUUACAAAAAAAGUCAAAUAAAUAUACAUUAAGUUUGUUAAAUUAUUAUCAGGGUAUCAUUUUAUCUAUUAGUCUAAUUGGUCAUCCCAGUCGACAAUUACAGGGUGUCCCACACAUUUUUGACCCUUCCCUAUAUCCUGGAAAUGGUUUUAAAAACUACCAAUGUAAAGUUGCCAUCUUAUAUAAAAUGAUGUAGGAUACCCAGAAUUUAAAUCAACAUUUUUAAAAUAAUGAGUAAGUAGAUAUAAUAUAAAUUAACAGCGAAUUAAAAUGUCAAUGGCAAUGUCAAAUAUAAUAUUUUCAAUAACUUGGUAACAUAAAUGGCAAUUAAGUAUUAAAUUAGUCAAUGAGUUAUUGAAAAAUGAUAAUUAAUUUUCAUGAUAUAAUCUGUACAAAAUCACAAGGGAAUAACUUAUAAUCAAUUAUUUCUUUGAGCUCUGGCUUGCUGUAACUGAGCACUCAGUAUCAUCGUUUUUUCUCCCAAUCUGGCAUUGUGUUCCUUAAGAAACCUAAUUAAAUCAGCCUGAAAAUUCCGAAAAAAAAAAAUAAUUUAUUAAAAGGUAAAACAACAUAGGACCUAGAUGAGAACCUUGAGGUACUCUUUAAAUAAUGAUAAUUUCAGUUGAAUAAAAAUAAAACACCUUCGCUUCGGGUCGAGUCCCCGGCGUCUUCAAGCGUCUUUAAAGAAGAACCAGCAUCGACUUUUACCUAGUAGCUGUAUUUUCCGGAACUCAUCAAUUUGACAAUCUUUAAGAUUUAUCAACGCCGAUGGUACCUUUUGUAUCGACGUGUCGUGGCGUCUGUGCUUGUAUUGGUUAUUACUUUAGGGCCUCCGGGGAAUCCACCCGUUCUAUACAUAUGUUCACUAUUUCAGUAUGGAUGGGUGUGUAAACGUCUGCAGUAGUGUUUUGUCAGCAAAAGUGAAAAUGCUUGAAAGAGCAAAACAAAUUGUUGAUUUAGCACCUAAUAAUUAUUCUCUGUGAAGAAUAUUAUGGUUUACUUUGUCCGUCAGUCCGAUGUCACGUUUUUUGUCCGCACGAUAAGUCAAAAACGAAAAAUGAUAUCAACUUGAAAUUUUUAGAAAAAUCAAGCUGUAUAAGAGGGCAAAGCCUAUUGAUUUUGAAAAAAAAAAAUCUAAUUCAAAAUGAGCUCUAUAGGGGGAUAAAGCCUGUUCUUUUGGAAAAAAUUGAUUAAAAAUGGGGGGUUAAGAGGGGUUGAAAUUAAAAAUCAAGCUCUAUAAGAAGAUGAAGCCUAUUGAUUCUGAAUAAAUUAGGAGUUAAGGGGGAUUGAAAUAAUAAAAAAAAUCCUAACUCAAAAACUAAAAAUUAUAUCAACUUGAGAUUUUAAGGGGGAUUGAAAUAAAAAAAAAAACAAAUCAAAAACAAAAAGCGAUAUCAACGUGAUAUUUUUAGUAAAAAUCAAGCUCUAUAAGAAGAUGAAGCAUGAUUCUGAAAAUUUUUUUAACAAAAAUGAGAGUUAAGGGGGCUGAAAUAUUCAAAAACAAUAUCAACUUGAAAUUUUUGGUAAAAAUCAAGCUCGAAGAGGACAAAGCUUAGUGAUUUAAAAAAAAUCUGAAUAAAAUGGAGGUCAAGGAAGGUUAAAAAAAAAAAAUAGAAAUCAAAAACCAAAAGCGACAUCAACAUGCUCUAUCAAGCUCUAUAAGGAAAUGAAAAAAUAAAAAUAAUGGGGAGAUAAACACAAAUGUGGAGUCAUCCACAAAUGUACACUGAAAUAGCUCUAUCGUAAUAGUCAUAUAACUUGAUUCAAAUGACAUGUAGAGGCUUUUCA
Molecule: messenger RNA, 3792 nt
Organism: Psylliodes chrysocephalus
Lineage: Eukaryota; Metazoa; Arthropoda; Insecta; Coleoptera; Chrysomelidae
Source: the annotation of a GenBank genome assembly